Coprinopsis cinerea okayama7#130 is the source of this 1236-nucleotide messenger RNA. RefSeq lists its product as hypothetical. The record is from RefSeq and is a predicted model, not a curated record. The transcript is spliced from 9 exons. Lineage: Eukaryota; Fungi; Basidiomycota; Agaricomycetes; Agaricales; Psathyrellaceae. The coding region runs from base 1 to 1236 and encodes 411 amino acids.
AUGCCCUUGAAAGUACACUCUAAUGCCACCGGCCUGGCGGCACUGAGGCCAGUGGACUCUGCCAGUGACAGCCCACCGCUUCCUCCUUCUCUCCAGCCAUUCGUUCAACCUAUACUCAAAACGCCCAUUUGUUCUUCUUCCUGGGGAGCAACAGGAGGAAUGACAACGGCAGUUGAUGGUUCAUCAAUACGCCUAGAUGCUCUCUUCACACGAAAUGCCUCUUCACUGGCUGCGCUUGUCCAAGUGAUAUGUGAAUACCUCCUCAACUUGGAAGAUGAAAUUCGCUACAUCUGGAGAUGGCCACUGAAUCGGGUUAGGGCGAUCUACUUUGUUGCGAGGUAUCUGGGAUUAUUUGGCCUUCUCGCGAAUGUUAUUCUGUUAUUCUACGGCCCGUUGGCGACUAUUCCGAACGAUGCAAACGAUUGUCGCACCUGGUUCGCUGUGUACAGUGCCGUCUCGUGUCUUGUUCUAUUCUCUGUCGACGCAAUCGCGAUGCUUCGAGUUUAUGCCCUCUACAACCAAAGCCCCAAAGUCGGCGCCUUGUUCUCCUCUCUCCUGCUCACCGAAGCCACGCUCGUCACCACUUGUUCUUCUACAACUCUCAAGAUUGUACCAUUUAGCCCGAUAUGCGACGUCGAGAAGACCCCGUAUCAAGUAAUUUAUUUCGCAUGUGGUGUCGUCGUCACUCAGCUCGCCCUCAUGCUCUUUACAUUUCACAAGCGCAAGGUUAUGGCCGGCCAGCUGCACAUUCCUAUCCUGAAGCUGGUCUUUCGCGAGGGCGCUUGGAUAUCAUCCCUGACUUGUUGUAUAUUCUUCUUCACUGUUCCAUACUCCCUGAUAACCGGAACGGCCAAACCACAUCUAGUCCUAAUAUGGCCGACUACACUUCUGUCAAACGUGGCUUCCCGGGUGAUCCUCAGUCUACAUCGCCUCCCAGCUGCUGGACGCUCUCUCAGAAAUCCAGACGGGGCGCCAAGCGCUCAGGGAACAGAUACAGAUAUCCAAUUUACGAGCUACUUCAUGAACGAGUCUACUGACUUUCAUGUUGGAGCGUCGGAUUACUACCCAGACGCAUUUUUCACUACCCGCUCGCUCGCGAACACUGCAUCUUUAUCAUCACUCUCGCUUGGCCGCCCGUCAUCGAGCUCGUCCACCAUCUCAUCUCUGGCCAGUGGAUUGCUACUACGCAAGGACACUCGUUUGGAUGCCAUUCCUAGCUCACCGGAUACCCGUUGA